UGGGGCUGCGCGCCCCACCUUUUUUUUUAAACCCAAAAGUGCCCUACGGAAAGGUAUUUUUCGUAUUCAAUUUAACUGAAUACGGAAAGGUACUUUCCGUAUUAUAUUUUGAUGAAUACGGAAAGGUAUUUUCCGUAUUUAACUCUGACAGGAUUCCCCCUUUUUCCACCAUUACUCCUCCCUCACCAACUUUCACCAACCCCUCACCAGCCCCCCUGAACCUCCUCAAUGCCUCCAGACCACCCUCUCUCUCACCCUCUCCUACCUCACUUUCAUUCCCAAGCUCUCCACCACCAUCCACUCCUUCAUUUCCCAAGCUCUCCACCACUACAACAAGUGUUGUAGUAGAGGGAUGACAGAUUCAUUUUUCUUUGGUGAGUCACAAUUGAUUGAAGCUGGAUUUCACAAUGGUCAACCUGAAGAGGCCACUACAGAGGUGUCACCACCAGCAUUUGUGCCCCCGUGUAUAAGUAUAGAUGUCUCGCAUUUAUUUGCAACUGAUCAGGUAUUCUUUGAACAUAUUUUUGCAUUGUUUUGAGAGUGUAAUAUAUCAAUUCUUAUUAUGUCUUGAUCACCCUUGUAAUCAAUUCUUAUUAUUAUAACAGAUUUUCCCUACCCGUGAUGAUCUUAUCAAUUGGGUUCAUGGAAUUGCGAUUGAAAAUGGAUAUGUUACGUUGAUCACAAAGUCAGAUUAUGGUGGGAAUGGAAGCAGAAAAGCUUAUGUCAUGUUGGGGUGCGAGAAGCAUGGUAAAUAUGUUCCUUAUAGAGACCCUGACCUUGUUGAAGGGACGAGAUCACAAAAGACAGGUUGUCCUUUUAGACUAAAAGGACGACCUAGGAAAAAUGGCAUAGAUAGAGAUUGGCGGCUAAAGGUGAUGGAAGGUAUACACAACCAUGAACCAGCUAGGUCACUACUUGGGCACAAUUUUGUUGGUCGUCUAAAACCCGGAGAGAAGGAGCAAGUGGGAAAAAUGACAAGGAGUUGGGUUCCACCGAGAAAGAUGUUGUUGACUUUGAAGGAAAACAAUCCUUCAAACUUGACUACCAUAUCUCAGAUUUAUGGUGUUUGCAAGAGGUUAAGAAAAUCCCUCCGCGGGGGAUUGACAGAAAUGCAACACUUGUUGAAGAAGUUGGACGGUGACAAGUAUGUCCACUUUGAAAGACAUGAGCCUGGAUCGGAAGUCAUUAGGGAUGUAUUUUGGGCUCAUCCAAAUGCUAUCAAACUGUUCAACACAUUUCCAUAUGUAGUGAUUAUGGAUUGCACAUACAAGACAAACAAAUAUGCAAUUCCCUUGCUUGAGAUUGUUGGACUGACUUCCACAGAUAAGAUAUACUCCAUAGCCUUUUGCUACAUUGUUAAUGAGGGCACAGAUGACUACGUUUGGGCACUGGAGUGUAUGAAGUCUCUAUUAGCUGAUCAAGCCAUGUUGCCUAAGGUGAUUGUUACUGACAGGGAUCUUGCCUUAUUGAGUGCUGCUAAGCAAAGCCUUCCUAACACUACACAUUUAUUAUGCUUGUGGCACAUCAACAAGUGUGUUUUGGCAAAGUGCAAACUCUAUGUUGGCACAUAUGAUUUUGCUGAGUUGGUUAUGAUGAAGUGGGCAGAGGUGGUGGAUGCUGCAACAGUUGAAGAAUUUGAAGUGAAAUGGAUGCAAUUGUUUAAUAUGUGCAAGGCAAAAUACAGCAACUUUACCUCCUAUUGUUCUACUACAUGGUUGGUUCACAAGGAGAAAUUCGCCAAGGCAUGGACAAAUCAUGUGAUGCACUUUGGAACAACAACAAGUAACAGGGCUGAGGGUGCACAUGCCAGUUUGAAGAAGAUGUUACGGGAUUGCAAGGGUGACCUGGCCACUUCAUGGGAUGCGUCGCAUAGUUUGACAUGUAAUCGACAUACUGAAAUAUUAGCAUCGUUUGAGCGCAGUAUUCACAGAAUUGAUCACAUUUUCAUGUUCCCAUUUUACACAAAUAUUAGAGGAUUUGUGUCAAACAAAUGCCUGCAGCUCAUCGACGAUGAACAUAUAAGAAUGAAGUCCUACGGCGGAUGCGAUUGCUUGUUGAGAGAGACUCAUGGACUACCUUGCGGUUGUGAACUUGCAGGUUAUGAAAGAAUUCCAUAUGAGUCAAUUCAUCCAUUCUGGAAGAGACUGAGUUGGGAGCAUGUACCUGAACCUGUUGCAGAUACUACCAGCAACCAUAUUUGCGGCAUGAACCAUGGAGAUAUGCAACCAGAAGUUGAGGCAUUGACACAUUAUUUCAGUUCUUUGGAUACUGGAGGGCAGAGUAUGGUAAGGAGGAAGCUUCAAGCGAUCUAUUGUCCUGAAAGCAGUUCACUUUGUACUCCUGCGGUUAAGAUAAGGUCCAAGCGCAUUCUUAAGGCGAAUGAGAAAAUACCACCUAAGAAUAAAGCAAUAGGAUCCUUGACUCUCUGA
Molecule: messenger RNA, 2429 nt
Organism: Lotus japonicus
Lineage: Eukaryota; Viridiplantae; Streptophyta; Magnoliopsida; Fabales; Fabaceae
Product: protein FAR-RED IMPAIRED RESPONSE 1-like
Exons: 5
Coding region: 726-2429 (567 amino acids)
Biological process (GO): regulation of DNA-templated transcription
Source: RefSeq, a predicted model, not a curated record